Balaenoptera ricei (Rice's whale) is the source of this 1323-nucleotide messenger RNA. It is a transcript of the gene TGFB1, whose product is annotated as transforming growth factor beta 1. The coding region runs from base 18 to 1193 and encodes 391 amino acids. The record is from RefSeq and is a predicted model, not a curated record. Gene Ontology annotation, biological process: BMP signaling pathway; transforming growth factor beta receptor signaling pathway; SMAD protein signal transduction. NCBI's taxonomy places the organism in Eukaryota, Metazoa, Chordata, Mammalia, Artiodactyla, Balaenopteridae. The transcript has 7 exons. Gene Ontology annotation, cellular component: extracellular region. Gene Ontology annotation, molecular function: growth factor activity; type II transforming growth factor beta receptor binding; cytokine activity.
GGGGCGCCGCCUCCCCCAUGCCGCCCUCGGGGCUGCGGCUGCUGCCGCUGCUGCUGCCGCUGCUGUGGCUACUAGUGCUGCCGCCUAGCCGGCCGGCCGCCGGACUGUCCACCUGCAAGACCAUCGACAUGGAGCUGGUGAAGCGAAAGCGCAUCGAGGCCAUCCGCGGCCAGAUUCUGUCCAAGCUUCGGCUCGCCAGCCCCCCGAGCCAGGGGGAGGUGCCGCCCGGUCCGUUGCCCGAGGCCGUACUGGCCCUUUACAACAGUACCCGUGACCGGGUGGCCGGGGAAAGUGCCGAACCUGAGCCUGAGCCAGAGGCGGACUACUACGCCAAGGAGGUCACCCGCGUGCUAAUGGUGGAAAACAGCAACGAAAUCUAUGGGAAAAUCAAGCGUAGCCCACACAGCAUGUAUAUGCUCUUCAACACAUCGGAGCUCCGGGAAGCGGUGCCCGAACCUGUGUUGCUCUCUCGGGCAGAGCUGCGCCUGCUGAGGCUCAAGUUAAAAGUGGAGCAGCACGUGGAGCUGUACCAGAAAUACAGCAAUGAUUCCUGGCGCUACCUCAGCAACCGGCUGCUGGCCCCCAGCGACUCACCGGAGUGGCUGUCCUUUGAUGUCACUGGAGUUGUGCGGCAGUGGCUGACCCACGGAGAGGAAAUAGAGGGCUUUCGCCUCAGUGCCCACUGUUCCUGUGACAGCAAAGAUAACACACUCCAAGUGGACAUUAACGCAGGGUUCAGUUCCGGCCGCCGGGGUGACCUUGCCACCAUUCAUGGCAUGAACCGGCCCUUCCUGCUCCUCAUGGCCACCCCGCUGGAGAGGGCCCAGCACCUGCACAGCCCCCGGCACCGCCGAGCCCUGGACACCAACUACUGCUUCAGCUCCACGGAAAAGAACUGCUGCGUUCGGCAGCUCUACAUUGACUUCCGCAAGGACCUGGGCUGGAAGUGGAUUCACGAACCCAAGGGCUACCACGCCAAUUUCUGCCUGGGGCCCUGCCCCUACAUCUGGAGCCUGGACACGCAGUACAGCAAGGUCCUGGCCCUGUACAACCAGCACAACCCGGGCGCGUCGGCGGCGCCGUGCUGCGUGCCGCAGGCGCUGGAGCCUCUGCCCAUCGUGUACUACGUGGGCCGCAAGCCCAAGGUGGAGCAGCUGUCCAACAUGAUCGUGCGCUCCUGCAAGUGCAGCUGAGGCCCCGCCCCACCCGACAGGUCCCGCCCACCCCGGCAGGCCCGGCCCCGCCCCCGCCCGCCUCAUCAGCGUUGUAUUUAAGGACACCUCACCCAAGCCCACCUGGGGUCCAUUAAAGGUGGAGAGAUGA